AGGAGCCGGAGGAGAGGAAGAUGGCGGCGGCCGCCAGCACCCGCGGUGCCGCGGGGCCGCUCCGAGGAGCCUGAGAAACCCACAGAGGCUUCGCGGGAAGACGCGGCGGCGGAGGAUGAGCCUGCAGAGCGCGCAGUAUCUCCGAAUGUCUUAAACCAUUCUACCUUAUGAGAAAUUGGAUGUUCUUGCAGAUAGUCAUUGUGGGAGAAAACGUUUCAUUUAAGUCCCAGAUGAGGACCGGAAACUUGAAAUCAGAGGAGCAUCUGAAAUCAAGUAAUAUUAGGCAGGCAGAAGUCCUGAAGGCUGACAUGACAGAUUCUAAGCUGGGUCCAGCUGAGGUCUGGACGUCCAGGCAGGCUCUGCAGGACCUGUACCAGAAAAUGCUAGUUACUGAUUUGGAAUACGCUUUAGACAAGAAAGUAGAACAGGAUCUCUGGAAUCAUGCCUUUAAGAAUCAGAUCACAACACUACAAGGCCAGGCAAAGAAUCGAGCAAACCCGAAUCGGAGUGAAGUUCAGGCAAAUCUUUCUCUGUUCCUAGAGGCAGCUAGUGGCUUCUACACUCAGUUAUUACAAGAACUGUGUACAGUGUUUAAUGUAGAUUUACCAUGCCGUGUGAAGUCUUCCCAGUUGGGAAUUAUCAGCAAUAAACAGACGCAUACCAGCGCCAUAGUGAAGCCGCAGUCUAGCUCCUGUUCCUAUAUCUGCCAGCACUGCCUCGUCCACCUUGGAGACAUUGCUCGAUACAGAAAUCAGACCAGCCAGGCAGAGUCCUACUAUAGGCAUGCAGCUCAGCUUGUCCCCUCUAAUGGUCAGCCUUACAACCAGUUGGCUAUCUUAGCUUCUUCCAAAGGGGACCACCUGACCACAAUUUUCUACUACUGCAGAAGCAUUGCUGUGAAGUUCCCUUUCCCAGCUGCCUCCACUAAUCUACAAAAAGCACUUUCUAAAGCACUGGAAAGCCGGGAUGAGGUGAAAACCAAAUGGAGUGUUUCUGACUUCAUCAAGGCCUUUAUUAAAUUCCACGGUCAUGUGUACCUGAGUAAGAGCUUGGAAAAGUUGAGCCCUCUUCGAGAGAAAUUGGAAGAACAGUUUAAGAGGCUGCUAUUCCAAAAAGCUUUCAACUCUCAGCAGUUAGUUCAUGUCACUGUCAUUAACCUGUUUCAACUUCAUCACCUUCGUGACUUUAGCAAUGAGACGGAACAGCAUAGUUACAGCCAAGAUGAACAGCUGUGUUGGACACAGUUGCUGGCCCUCUUUAUGUCUUUUCUUGGCAUCCUGUGCAAGUGUCCUCUCCAGAACAAGUCUCAGGAAGAGUCCUACAAUGCCUAUCCCCUUCCUGCAGUCAAGGUCUCCAUGGACUGGCUGAGACUCAGACCCAGAGUCUUUCAGGAGGCAGUGGUGGAUGAAAGACAGUACAUUUGGCCCUGGCUAAUUUCUCUUCUAAAUAGUUUUCAUCCCCAUGAAGAGGAUCUUUCAAGUACUAAUGUUACACCACUUCCAGAGGAGUUUGAGUUACAAGGAUUCUUGGCUUUGAGACCUUCUUUCAGGAACUUGGAUUUUUCCAAAGGCCACCAGGGUAUUACAGGAGACAAAGAGGGUCAGCAACGACAAAUACGACAGCAGCGCUUGAUCUCUAUAGGCAAGUGGAUCGCCGAUAAUCAGCCAAGGCUGAUUCAGUGUGAAAAUGAGGUAGGGAAAUUGUUGUUUAUCACAGAAAUCCCAGAGUUAAUACUGGAAGAUCCCGGUGAAGCCAAAGAGAACCUCAUUCUGCAAGAAACAUCCGUGAUAGAGUCACUGGCUGCGGAUGGGAACCCAGGGCUGAAGUCAGUGCUGUCUACAGGCCGAAGUCUAAGCAACAGCUGUGACACAGGAGAGAAACCAGUGGUCACCUUCAAAGAGAACAUUAAGCCACGAGAAGUGAACAGAGACCAAGGAAGAAGUUUUCCUCCCAAAGAGGUGAGAAGGGACUGUAGCAAAGGAGUAACUGUAACUAAGAAUGAUGGCAAGAAGGACAACACCAAGAGGAAAACAGACACCAAGAAAUGCACCUUAGAAAAGUUACAGGAAACAGGAAAGCAGAAUGUGGCAGUGCAGGUGAAAUCCCAGACAGAACUAAGAAAGACCCCCGUUUCUGAAGCCAGGAAAACACCUGUAACUCAAACCCCAAGUCAAGCAAGUAACUCCCAGUUCAUCCCCAUUCAUCACCCUGGAGCCUUCCCUCCUCUUCCCAGCCGGCCAGGGUUCCCGCCCCCAACAUAUGUUAUCCCCCCUCCUGUGGCAUUUUCUAUGGGCUCAGGUUACACCUUCCCAGCUGGUGUUUCUGUCCCAGGAACCUUUCUUCAGCCUACAGCUCACUCUCCAGCAGGAAACCAGGUGCAAGCUGGGAAACAGUCCCACAUUCCUUACAGCCAGCAACGGCCCUCUGGACCAGGGCCAAUGAACCAGGGACCUCAACCACCACAGCCACCUUCCCAGCAACCCCUUACAUCUUUACCAGCUCAGCCAACAGCACAGUCUACAAGCCAGUUGCAGGUUCAAGCCCUAGCUCAGCAACAGCAAUCCCCUACAAAAGCCGUGCCAGCUUUGGGGAAAAGCCCUCCUCACCACUCUGGAUUCCAGCAGUAUCAACAGGCAGAUGCCUCCAAACAGCUGUGGAAUCCCCCUCAGGUUCAAGGCCCAUUAGGGAAAAUCAUGCCUGUGAAACAGCCCUACUACCUUCAGACCCAAGACCCCAUAAAACUGUUUGAGCCGUCAUUGCAACCUCCUGUAAUGCAGCAGCAGCCUCUAGAGAAAAAAAUGAAGCCUUUUCCCAUGGAGCCAUAUAACCAUAAUCCCUCAGAAGUCAAGGUCCCAGAAUUCUACUGGGAUUCUUCCUACAGCAUGGCUGAUAACAGAGCUGUAAUGGCACAGCAAGCAAAUAUGGACCGCAGGGGCAAACGAUCACCAGGAGUCUUCCGUCCAGAGCAGGAUCCUGUGCCCAGGAUGCCAUUUGAGGACCCCAAGGGCUCCCCUCUGCUUCCUCCGGACCUGUUAAAGAGUCUGGCUGCCUUGGAGGAAGAGGAAGAGCUGAUUUUUUCUAACCCUCCUGAUCUUUACCCAGCUCUGCUGGGGCCUCUCGCCUCUCUUCCUGGACGAAGCCUCUUUAAAUCCUUAUUGGAGAAGCCCUCGGAGCUCAUGUCACAUUCAUCUUCUUUCCUGUCCCUCACCGGAUUCUCUCUCAAUCAGGAAAGAUACCCAAAUAACAGUGUGUUCAAUGAGGUAUAUGGGAAAAACCUGACAACCAGCUCCAAAGCAGAACUUAAUCCCUCGAUGGCCCCCCAGGAAACAUCACUGUACUCUCUUUUUGAAGGGACUCCGUGGUCUCCAUCACUUCCUGCCAGUUCAGAUCAUUCAACACCAGCCAGCCAAUCUCCUCAUUCCUCUAACCCGAGCAGCCUGCCAAGCUCCCCUCCAACACACAACCAUAAUUCUGUUCCAUUCUCCAAUUUUGGACCCAUCGGGACUCCAGAUAACAGAGAUAGGAGAACUGCAGAUCGGUGGAAAACUGACAAGCCAGCCAUGGGUGGAUUUGGCAUUGAUUAUCUCUCAGCAACGUCAUCCUCUGAGAGCAGUUGGCAUCAGGCCAGCACUCCAAGUGGCACCUGGACAAGCCAUGGCCCCUCCAUGGAGGAUUCCUCUGCUGUCCUCAUGGAAAGCCUAAAGUCUAUCUGGUCCAGUUCCAUGAUGCAUCCUGGACCUUCCGCUCUGGAGCAGCUGUUAAUGCAGCAGAAGCAGAAACAGCAGCGGGGACAAGGCACCAUGAACCCUCCACACUGAGGCCAAAGUGGCAACCCCGGGAAUGAAGGCUCCAUAAACCAUGGCAUGUUGGGUUUGCAGGACUGGCCCACACAGUCCCCUGCGGGUGGCAGCCCUCUUUUCUGCUUCUUGCUGUCGAGAGGGUGUAAGUGUUCCACCAGCCCGCUGAGUGUGCACGAAAUGUCCGCAGUGCAACAAAAAGAAAAAACCGUCAGGAACUCUCCGUCCCCCCGGGGCCUUCCGGAGGGAGAGGGGAACUGCUGUUUGUCUCACUCAGUUACCUGAUAUCACCGCCUCUCACCUUCUCCAUCGUGCAUGUCCCCAGCCACGUGGGAAGUGAAAGCUGAGAAGGGAAGGCAGAUGGGAGAAGCCAAUGGGAACUUCUCAGUCCUUUUUUCCUCUUUGGGGAAUAAAAUAGGAAUCCAUUAAUGAUUGCUUUGCUGACUGAGAAUGUAGUUGAAAUUAUUCCUAAACAUCUUUUAUUAUUGUUAUUACUCUCAGAAGUAAAAUAUCACACUGAAUUCUUCCACAGACAGAUGUGCUGCUUCUAGGCAGUGUGUAGCCAGGAGAGCCCCGUUCACUGCUCCUGGGAGAGGUUGGUGGUGACAGGAUGGGGAAACUGACCUCUUCAGCCCGUGGGAGUGUUCCAGAAGGGAGAGUGCAAGGCCUCAACUUUCACACAGAAGGUUCUGGUAGGCCCUCCUCUGGCCUGGAGACUCCAGCAGGAAAUGCCCUUCAUCUGUAGGUGCUCGAGCCCCAAUCGAGGAUGCAGUGUGGGUGGUGGUGCUGGGCUGGACUAGCAGAUGACUGCUGUAGGAUUUUAAAUUAACGUUUUUGAUUCCUGUACAUUUUACGGUAGCAUAGCAAGCAGUCUCACAGAAGGCAGGCCAGUCCAUUCAUGGCCUGACGUAUUUUAAUAGGUAGAAGCUUUCAGUGUGGUCAUUUUUUGUUUGGUUGGUUUUUGUGCCCCCAUCCCACUUACCACCCACCUCCUCCUGUCCCUACCUCCACCCCUCUUCUACCCUAUGCUGUAUGCUAGUAAUUGUUUUUAUUCCUAAUAUGUGUAACAUCUCGCCAAGAAGCAACAGCAUGGGGGCCAGCAGUUGAGGCCCAAAAGACAGUCUGAAGAGGAAGGAAGCAGCGACGUCCACAUAGCCCACAAAGGGGCCCGGCCCCUGCCCGGCCGCAGUCUCCCAGCCUCCACUUUCAGAGUGAAAUUCAAGGCAACACGGACACGUGUGCAUCACGCGCAGAAGAAAACACAGCGAAGUCCAUUCUGGAAAAGGCGAAGGAAAGGAAAAUAAACUUUUAUUUGAUAUUUAUUAGAAGGAAAGAGGACUGAAAAUUUUCUUGUGUAGAAACAGAAGGACAGCAUUUCUGUUAGUCAUUUCCUGGAAAAGUAAUAUUUUAAGGGGAAAUUAUGGAAACAAUCUAAAUGUCCAAUUGCUGUGCUAGUGAUAGGGUUUAUUUUCUGGGAGGUCUCUCCUUUGUGUGUAUGUGUGAGUGUUUGUGUGCGCACACACGCCCAUCUGCUCUCCCGGAGGGGAGGGGUGAUGUGUUUGAGUGUUUGGCGUUAGUGUGGGACUUAGAAGCUGGAAAACAGCUGCAGAGCAAAGCACAUCCAGGAGCCCCGGUUGUCACUGGAGUCUGGGCAACCCCAGCAAUGAAAAGGGGUGAGAUUAAUGCUCAUUGCUCUUCAGAGAGAGUGGUUGGAGCCCUGUAUUACAUUAUUGCUUUUAGUUUGACAUGGUGUUUGGGUUUUUUUGUUUUUGUCUUGUUUUUUUGAAAGGUCUGAAAGGGUGAUGCCCCGAACUCAAUGGCAAUAUGAAACCCUUCGUGCUUCUCUCCAGCCCCUUCCCUGUGUCCACCUUUCUCCCAUUCCCUCCCUGCCAAGCCUCCUUCCCUACCACCUUUCCCCUCUUUGUGUGUUUGAGCUCUGCAUUCAGGCAGCUGCAACAUUCCAGUGUUUGAACUGUCACUGAUUCUUGCACCCUAGACGAGCUAACCAGGUUCACCAUCUCACUCCCAGUAGUACCCAGGUCCCAUCUACAGCCCCAUUUCUGCAUGAGAAUUUGGUGUUUGGAAUGUUUUCUGACUCUUGGGACAGGGUUCCUCGCCUUAGCAUCCUCAGUGUUGAGUAAUGAAGGGGGAGAGGAGAAUCUUCAUCAGAAACUGGUUUUGUGUAGUAGCCUUUCUUUUGUGUUUUCUUUCGUUUUGUUUUGUUUUGUUUUGGUCUGUCUGUGCAAGACCUGCAGCUGCUGAAAUCAGCUUUGCCUUUAAUUAAACCAUGUUCUCUCCAACCAGA
Molecule: messenger RNA, 6102 nt
Organism: Equus caballus (horse)
Lineage: Eukaryota; Metazoa; Chordata; Mammalia; Perissodactyla; Equidae
Gene: SMG7
Product: SMG7 nonsense mediated mRNA decay factor
Biological process (GO): nuclear-transcribed mRNA catabolic process, nonsense-mediated decay
Cellular component (GO): telomerase holoenzyme complex
Molecular function (GO): telomerase RNA binding; telomeric repeat DNA binding; protein binding
Source: RefSeq, a predicted model, not a curated record